Molecule: messenger RNA, 2047 nt
Organism: Nicotiana tabacum (common tobacco)
Lineage: Eukaryota; Viridiplantae; Streptophyta; Magnoliopsida; Solanales; Solanaceae
Source: RefSeq, a predicted model, not a curated record
AAAAUCACGAUUUGGACUUCACCACAUUUCAGCAAGGCACUCUGCAAUCUCCAUCACCCAAAUCAACCCUUUAGUCCACGCGUAUGAUCCAAAUCAGAAAUAGCUGACACAAGAAAACAAGAAAAAACAAGCAUUUUGCCCAGCUUUACAGUAGCUGAACAAAAUAGGCUGAAACUCCAACUUGUACACAACUCUCGAUCCCUCCGCCAAACCAACAUACCAAACCUUCAACACUAAGCUCAGCCUUCUUUCGUCCCUCCCCACUUAGUACCCUUUUCUUCCUUUUUGGUAUUCAUCUGAAUUUAGGUACUUUUUCUUUCACAAACCUCUUGCAGCUAAAUUCUGGGAUUCUUCAAGGGUAAAUUAGAUGGGGCCUUAUGUUGCUGGUGUUCUUGUUCCUCUAGUUGUAACUAUUCUCCUUCAGAAUAGAAGAAGGCGGAAAAAGCGAGGCUUGCCUGUUGAUGUUAGUGGUGAAUCUGGUUAUGCUAUCCGAAACCGCCGGUUUAGUGCACCGGUAGAAACAGCGUGGGAAGGAAUCACAACGCUGGCCGAGCUUUUUGAGUAUUCAUGCAAGAAGUACUAUCACAAGAAGUUACUAGGAAGCCGGAAACUGCUUUCCAGAGAGAUGGAAAUAUCUGCGAAUGGAAGGUCAUUUGAGAAACUUCACUUGGGUGAGUAUGAGUGGUUGAGUUAUGGUCAGACAUUUGAGAUUGUGUGCAGCUUCUCCUCCGGUUUGGCACAACUUGGGCACAAAAGAGAAGAACGUGUGGCCAUCUUUGCAGAUACAUGUGAAGAAUGGUUAAUUGCAUUACAGAGUUGCUUCAGACGCAUUGUGACAGUGGUUACUAUUUAUGCAUCUCUUGGUGAAGAGGCCCUCUGUUACUCAUUAAAUCAGACAGAGGUUACUACUGUCAUUUGCGGGCAAAAGGAACUAAAGAAACUUGUAGACAUUAGUGGACAACUUGAUACUGUCAAACGUGUGAUAUGCAUGGAUGAGAUUCCAUCAAGUGCCUUGGUUGCCGCAGGGAGCAACUGGACAUUGACUACCUUUUCUGAUGUGGAGAAGCUUGGCCGAGAAAACCCUGUUGACCCAGAUUUACCUCUUGCAGCUGAUAUUGCUGUGAUCAUGUAUACCAGCGGAAGUACUGGUCUGCCCAAGGGUGUGAUGAUGACACACAGGAACGUUCUAGCUACAGCUUCUGCUGUUCUGACAAUUGUACCCGGUCUUGGAAGCAAAGAUGUUUACUUAGCAUACCUACCGCUUGCUCAUAUUCUCGAACUUGCAGCAGAGACCAUAGUGCCUGGGAUUGGUGGUUCUAUAGGAUAUGGCUCUCCUCUGACUCUUACUGAUACUUCAAAUAAGAUAAAGAAAGGAACUAAAGGAGAUGCCUCUGUGUUAAGGCCGACAGUGAUGGCAGCUGUCCCAGCAAUUCUUGAUCGGGUUCGAGAUGGUGUGCGUAAAAAGGUAGAUGCUUCAGGCGGAUUAUCAAAAAAGCUGUUUGAUUUGGCAUAUUCCCGCAGACAGUCUGCAAUUAAUGGUAAUUGGCUUGGAGCUUGGGGCUUAGAAAAACAUUUUUGGAACUUAUUAGUGUUUAAGAAGGUUCAAGCAAUUCUGGGCGGCCGUAUCCGUUUUAUCCUGUCAGGAGGAGCUCCUCUCUCUGGAGAUACUCAGAGAUUUAUCAACAUAUGCCUUGGUGCUCCAAUAGGCCAAGGUUAUGGUCUUACCGAGACCUGUGCUGGUGGAACAUUCAGUGAUUAUGAUGAUACUUCUGUUGGACGUGUCGGUCCUCCACUCCCCUGCUCAUACAUCAAGGUAAAGUAGACUGAGCAGAGUCAAAGCUUCACAUUCCUCUAUGUCCGUGUAUCAUACUAUGGUCAUUGGCUUCAUUCGUUUGUGCAAGUAGGAGAGAAUUACCCCAUUUUCCGGUCAAGAAUUAUGCAUUUCAAAUUUUUAGAAAGCAUUGCAGUAAUCUUAUUACUUACAUCUCUCGCAUUUAUCUGUUAAAUCCUGUUGUUUGCAUUUUAUCUUUUAUGUAAUGCUCUUGUU